Molecule: messenger RNA, 1665 nt
Organism: Penicillium taxi
Lineage: Eukaryota; Fungi; Ascomycota; Eurotiomycetes; Eurotiales; Aspergillaceae
Product: putative amino acid permease
Exons: 5
Coding region: 1-1665 (554 amino acids)
Biological process (GO): amino acid transmembrane transport
Cellular component (GO): membrane
Molecular function (GO): amino acid transmembrane transporter activity
Source: RefSeq, a predicted model, not a curated record
AUGUCACAGUUUCAUCGGCGGAGAACAACUAGGUCCUCUCAUACUUCCGAGUAUGACUCUGCGCAGUCCCACAUCCUUCAUCUCAGCGUGCCGACUGCUGUUAUUGUGAAGGUGAAGCAGAAGGCUAGUCUUGCAACGGGCUUCAUCAAUAUUUAUGAGGCCUUAACCCCUCGGCAGAUUGGCAUUAUCACAAUUGGAUCUGCGAUUGGGACGGGCUUGAUGAUUGGUACUGGCAGAGCCUUAUCGUUGAGUGGUCCCGCUGCCAUUAUGAUUUCUUACUCUGUCGUUGGAUUCACUGUCUAUCUGGUACUAUUGGCUCUGGGGGAGGUGGCUGCGUGGCUGCAAAAACCAUGUACUGUGGCCGACCAUGCGCUCCGAUUCUCCGAUCCAGCACUUGGAUUUAGCCUAGGUUGGAUAUAUUGGCUGAAAUAUGCCAUCAUCACCCCGAAUCAAUUGACAGCCGCCGCUUUGGUGAUACAAUACUGGCUUGAUGCUCAGCGAGUCAACGCCGGUGUUUGGAUUGCAGUCUUUCUUUUCAUCAUCAUUGGGCUCAACUGCCUCCAUCAUGGUCUACCAAGUUACGUUGAAUUCUACGUUGCUUCAUUCAAACUUCUUGUUAUGUUCGCACUCAUGGUAACGUCCUUGGUCAUUGCUCUCGGGGGUGCAGAUCAUGACCGCCGAGGCUUUAGGUAUUGGCAACAGGGCAGUGCUUUUGGCAAUAUGAGUGCGAAUCGCAAUCACAUAUUGGAAAAGUUCUUCCUCACUGGUCGUACCAUGUCCUCAGCAACAUUCGCCUACAUUGGAAGUGAAAGAUCUGGCAUAUUGUACCCAAAUGUGCAACAAGCCAUCUCUCGGUCUAUCAAGCAUACCUUUUACCGGAUCUUUGUCUUUCACCUCGUGGCGAUCACGCUGCUUGGUAUGAUCGUUCCACCGGCACUGGCGUUUAGCACAACCAAGAGGUCACCAGCUUCCCCAUUUGUGUCUGCACUGCUCCAAGCUCACUUUGCUGUUGUCCCUGAUAUACUGAAUGGCUGCAUCUUGCUGUUUGUGCUUUCAAUUGCCAAUUUUGAUCUAUACUUGGCCACCAAGGCAAUGUGCGAUCUCUCGUUGAAGCAUCGAGCACCUUCAUUCCUGUCCCAUGUCAAUCACCGAGGAAUUCCAGUGUAUGCUCUGGCCACAAGUGUAUGUAUGUCAAUGAUUGCAUUUUUCAAUGUCAUUUUUGAUUCAAGCAUGGUAUUUGGAUACUUCAUGAACACAGUCACCAUGCUCGGUCUUCUGACAUGGGUAUCUAUUCUGAUCACACAUGUAUCAUUUGUGAGGGCACGCAGACACCAGGGCAUUUCUGAAGAACUGCUCAUUUUUCGAGCUCGCUUUGGUCUUGUUGGUACAUGGAGUGCUCUGGUCCUGUGUCUGUUCAUUGCGGCAACGAUGACCUUUGAUGCCUUUAAAAUAGUGAAUGGUGAGGCAAAGUUCAACUACCGGUCUGUUAUUGCUUCUUAUGCAGCCAUUCCACUAUUCCUUUCAUUGAUUGCUGGUCACAAAUUGAUGAAAAAAAGCAAGUGGAUAACACCAGGAGAUGUUGAUAUGUGGACCGGUAGAAAUUCCCCAGCUGUGGAAUUGGCAGAAGUUCAAGAUGCAGCGCGAGUCAGUACGCACCGUGCUUGA